UUUUUUCUUCACAGCAAGAUUUUGCUUCUGUCGGCAGCAUCGAUCAAGGAUCUGCCUACUUAGAAUAGUGCUGUAGCUCGGAGGUUGAAACAAAUUGAAAGAAAAAGAAAGGCGAGCGGCUUGUGUGAUUUUAGCAGAGAGCGAGAGAGAGAGAGAGAGAGAGAGAGAGAGAGAGGGAAAAAAAGAGUCAGCGAGAGAGAUAUAGUGAAGCCGGGACGACCGUUAAUUUAAUUCACACCGUCUUGAUCGUGUGCGAGUGCGGGAGACGGUCGGUAACGUAUUGUUGCAACAUCACCUCCGGUCCACCACCGAGUGAGUCCCGUGGAAUACAGGAGCGUGAAGAAGUAUAAUUCAUGCCUACUUUCGACAUGGAUCCCUAUGAUGGAGAUGAAAAUAAUUACAUGCCUCAGGAAGAUGACUGGGACCGGGAUAUGCUGUUGGACCCGGCGUGGGAGAAGCAGCAGAGAAAGACGUUCACGGCCUGGUGUAACUCCCACCUGAGGAAAGCAGGAACGCAGAUCGAGAACAUCGAGGAGGACUUCAGAGACGGACUGAAACUCAUGCUGCUGCUUGAGGUCAUAUCAGGAGAGCGCUUGGCCAAACCAGAGAGAGGGAAGAUGAGAGUCCACAAGAUCUCCAACGUCAACAAAGCUCUCCACUACAUAACCAGUAAAGGAGUCAAACUGGUGUCCAUUGGAGCUGAAGAGAUCGUCGACGGCAAUGCUAAAAUGACCCUGGGAAUGAUCUGGACCAUAAUCCUUCGCUUCGCCAUCCAGGACAUCUCUGUGGAAGAAACAUCAGCCAAAGAGGGUCUUCUUCUGUGGUGCCAGAGGAAGACUGCUCCCUACAAGAAUGUCAACAUUCAGAACUUUCACAUUAGCUGGAAAGAUGGGUUGGGAUUCUGUGCUCUCAUUCACAGACACCGUCCAGAGCUCAUUGACUAUGGCAAGCUGCGCAAGGAUGACCCCAUGACUAACCUGAACACAGCCUUCGACGUGGCAGAGAAGUACCUGGACAUCCCCAAGAUGUUGGACGCUGAGGACAUCGUGGGCACGGCCCGCCCGGAUGAAAAGGCCAUCAUGACCUACGUGUCUAGCUUCUACCACGCAUUCUCUGGCGCCCAGAAGGCAAGCAGAAGUCCAGUGGUCCUCCAGCUAGAGCCCGAGCCCCUGCAGCACAGAGACCUGCAGCACAGAGCUGCCAGCACAGAUACCUGCCAGCACAGAGACCUGCAGUACAUACAGGUCAGAGGGUAA
Molecule: messenger RNA, 1256 nt
Organism: Salvelinus namaycush (lake trout)
Lineage: Eukaryota; Metazoa; Chordata; Actinopteri; Salmoniformes; Salmonidae
Product: alpha-actinin-1-like
Exons: 10
Coding region: 354-1256 (300 amino acids)
Biological process (GO): muscle cell development; actin cytoskeleton organization
Cellular component (GO): plasma membrane; cortical actin cytoskeleton; Z disc
Molecular function (GO): actin filament binding
Source: RefSeq, a predicted model, not a curated record